This is a messenger RNA of Cadophora gregata, 708 nucleotides long. RefSeq lists its product as uncharacterized. The transcript has a single exon. NCBI's taxonomy places the organism in Eukaryota, Fungi, Ascomycota, Leotiomycetes, Helotiales, Ploettnerulaceae. Bases 1 to 708 code for a protein of 235 amino acids. The record is from RefSeq and is a predicted model, not a curated record.
AUGCCCCUCCUCACUGACCUGGCGAAGUCCAUCGAGAUCCCGGAUGGCUUGAAAUUUUCCCCAUUUCAGCACCUAUACCGAGGUUUGCUCAAGAUUGCUAUCCAGAAGCUGCCCGAUCCACCAAUAUUGAGUCCAACCCAGAAUUGGUCACGGCAAACGUACCGCUGUCCCCAAAAAUGCGUUCAUUGUGCAUAUCUGAAUGCUUUCUUGUCCAGUCCGAUCAGGGUCACAGACGAGUUCGCCUACAAAGCCGACACUAGAUCUCAUAUGAAGAAGCAGAUCCGAUUUGAAGUCGCACAAGGAAGUCUUACAACUUCCACCAACCGUAAUCAUCCUGCUCCUCAUGGCCUGAUUGUUACCAAAGUCGACGUGAAAUACAAAGAUAGGCUCAAGGUUCGGAACGAACAGUGUUGGAAAUUAAAGUCCGUCAUGAAUGAUAUUGGCGAAGGUCCUUUGAGGACCUUGUUGGGCGAAGACUAUUACAACAGUCCUGAGUUAAGAUCUUUGAGAGAUUGGUUGCCAGGUCGUCUUUCGAGGACAGUCCCUGCGUCGAGCACCCAGACCAUCGACCUAACUUCCACCCCACCACAACCGGCAUGCAUGACUGUGCCUUCAGGACUGUCUCGCCACAAGAGACCAUUAUCUCUUGAAGACAUUUCUUUCCAGGGAGCAAUGUCUCAGGAACUACAUAAGCAUCAGCGGCUUUAG